CUGUUGAGACAGGACAAAAUGAGUAGUCGUCGAAAACGUGCGCCUCCAUCCAAAGUAGAUGAUGAGAAGAAGAAGCAGCUUUGCUGGAACAUGCAUGAAGACCGGAGAUUUGAGGUGAUAACAUUAGAUGAUGAUAUGACUGAUGAGGAUCCCCUUCCCGGUACAAGCACUUCUUCAGCAUCCUUCAUUGUUAUAAAUGAUGAUAGUGUUGAUGAAGAGCUUGUUCAGAAAAAGCAGAAUGGUUCAAAAUCCGUUACGUUUUUGACAGCUAAUGAUGAGGAAGACUCGUGUUCUGUCUUGACUCCUCUAACAGUGCAGCUAAAUAUCAUAGUCUUGCCGUACCGCGAGGAUGCUUCCUGGAAAGUUUUGCUAGGAGAACUUGCGCUUCAUCUUCCUCCUGAGCAAAGUCUAACUGAGGACUUCCAUGAAAGGAGUUUUACUUUGAUGAGAGGAGAAUCUGAUGAUCAGCUGCAGAUCUGUGUCCAUGCAAGAAGUGAAGAAGCAACCAAUAAUGAUACAAAAGAAUACUUGGGUGCUUACGAACAAAGCAUUUUGGUGGAACCAUCUUUGGGUGGUGAGAUAUUGGAAGGCUUGAGGUGGCUGCAGAAGAAAAGGAUAAUUGGACUUUAUCAAUGCCCGAGAGAGGGUCAGACUCUAAAGGUUGGAAUUUACCUUCUGGAAGCUGGAUUAAGCAAACCAGAGUUUCUCAGUGAUGGAGGUGGAAGACCCAAAAAAGCAAAUCAGCUGAUUCAGAAACUCAUGGAAAAGUUCUAUAGUUUUAUAAUUCCAGAUGUGCUGAAUGAAGAUGAUGAAGAAUCUGACAUGGAAUUAGAGCGACAAAAUAUCGAAGAACUUUAUGACUUUGUAAGGCGUACUCAUCAGCAGGACAUCCCAUUACUGAGAGAGGAUGUGCAGCAUCCUGCAUUAAUUCCUGUUCUGAGGCCAUACCAAAGGGAGGCUGUAAACUGGAUGCUUCGACGGGAGAACUUCAUAAACUCUCCUAGCAAUGAAAACGCACUGCACUUCUUAUGGCGAGAGAUCAUCACGCCAGAUGGAGCAAAAAUCUACUAUAAUCCAUAUACUGGCUGUAUUAUCCGUGAAUAUCCAAUUGCUGGACCUCAGUGGCCUGGAGGUAUUUUGGCAGAUGAGAUGGGUCUUGGGAAGACAGUAGAGGUGCUGGCUCUUAUUCUGACUCACACCCGACAAGACAUUAAACAGGAUGUUCUGUCAUUACCAGAGGGUAAACUUGUGAACUUCUUUGUUCCACCUCAGCCUUUAGAAGGAAAUAAAAAGAAAAAAACAAAGAAAUUGGAGCUUAAAUUGAAGGAAAAAAUACAAUAUCCCAGCUUGCGAGUUAUGAUAUUAGCGGCUAUAAAGGAGAUGAAUGUGAAGAAAGGAGCUUCCAUUAUUGCAAUAUUUAAGUAUAUCAGUGCUAUAUAUAGGUAUGACGUACAGAGAAAUAGACGGCUUCUCAAAAGAACUCUGGAAAAACUAAUUGCAGAACAAGUAGUGGAGCAAGUCAAAGGCCAUGGUCUGGCUGGUUCUUUCAAGCUGGGAAAGAAUUACAAGGAAAAGAAGAAGCGAGAAAGACCCAAAGAGCAGAUAGCAACGUCUUCAGAAAGGAUUCAGAAGUAUUUGACCGAUGCUAAAACUGAAACCAAAGAAUCAAGAAAUAGUGGUCUUACUUCCGAAAAUGUCAUUAAAACCCCUUUACAGGUGGAUAUCACCACAGAAGAACAUGAUUAUUGUGCAACUAGCAAAAGUAGAAGGAAGUCAACAACAGAUCGCAGCAACUGUGUAAAAGAGAAUGCUACUCAGCAAGAAUCUGUGAGAACAAAGAAUCCCGACAUGUAUGGUAACCCUGUUUCCACUGAUAUUAAGAGUCAGCCUGAUUUUGAGGUUUCUAAAAGUACAGCUGAUGCCCAACAGGACAUUCGAAAGGAGCAGUCCUCAGAUUCCCAGGAACAUGCUGGCAAUAGUGUGCAACAUACCAGUUCUGUGUUUCCAUUCAACACCUCUGAAUAUCGUUUUGAAUGCAUCUGUGGUGAGCUUGGCUUAGUGGACUGCAAAGCCCGUGUGCAGUGCCUGAAGUGUUAUUUAUGGCAGCAUGCAGAGUGUGUUAACUACAAAGAGGAAAAUCUGAAGAUCAAGCCGUUUUACUGUCCCCAUUGCCUUGUGGCAAUGAAACCUGUUUCCACAGGAGCAACACUGAUAAUUUCUCCAAGUUCUAUUUGUCAUCAGUGGGUAGAUGAGAUCAACAGGCAUGUGAGAUCGUCUUCUCUUCGAGUUCUGGUGUAUCAAGGCGUGAAGAAGCAUGGCUUUCUGCAGCCCCACAUGCUGGCAGAACAGGAGGUGGUCAUCACCACGUACGAUGUUCUGCGCACCGAGCUCAACUACGUGGACAUCCCGCACAGUAACAGCGAGGACGGGCGCCGCUUCAGGAACCAGAAGCGGUACAUGGCCAUCCCCAGCCCCUUGGUAGCAGUGGAGUGGUGGAGGAUCUGCCUUGACGAGGCACAGAUGGUUGAGUGCACUACUGCAAAGGCUGCUGAAAUGGCACUCCGUUUAAGUGGAGUCAAUCGUUGGUGUGUGAGUGGCACUCCUGUGCAGCGAGGAUUAGAAGAUCUCUAUGGCUUAGUCCUUUUUCUUGGAGUUGAUCCUUACUGGGUCAAACAUUGGUGGGACCAACUGUUAUAUCGACCUUACUGUAGAAAAAAUUCUCGGCCUCUCUACAGCCUAAUUGCCAAGAUAAUGUGGAGAUCAGCAAAGGAGGAUGUGAUUGAUCAAAUUCAAAUCCCCCCCCAGACAGAAAACGUACACUGGCUUCACUUUUCUCCUGUGGAGAGACACUUCUAUCAUCGCCAGCACGAUGUGUGCUGCCAGGAUGCCCUGGCAAAACUGAGGAAGAUUUCAGAUUGGACCCUUAAGCUCAGCAGCCUAGAUAGAAGGACCGUGACUUCUAUUCUGUACCCUUUGCUGCGGCUGAGGCAGGCCUGCUGUCAUCCCCAAGCUGUUCGGGGAGAGUUUUUGCCGUUACAGAAAAGCACCAUGACCAUGGAGGAAUUGUUAACUUCGUUGCAGAAGAAGUGUCGAACAGAGUGCGAGGAAGCUCACCGGCAGCUGGUGUGCGCUCUUAAUGGCUUAGCAGGCAUCCAUAUCAUCAAAGGAGAAUAUGCACUGGCUGCAGAGCUGUACAGAGAAGUGUUGCGUUCUUCUGAAGAACACAAAGAAAAGCUCAAAACUGAUUCCUUACAAAGACUUCAUUCUACACACAAUUUGAUGGAAUUGUUGCUGGCAAAGCACCCAGGAAUUCCACCAACUUUGCGUGAUAGCCGACUUGCAGAAGAGGCAGAACAACUUCGGAAGCAUUAUAUGAGUAAAUCCAAUGCAGAAGUUGCUGAAGCCCAUCAGGCCUUACAGCCAGUUCUGCAGACGAUUCGGGAUCUCCAGAGAAAGAUACGUUCCGGUUCCCCUUGGUGGCUGGAUGUCAUCCAGACAGCAAUACAGUAUGCCAUCGAUGAGGAGCUUGUUCAGCGUGUGCAAAAUGAGAUAAACUGCAACUAUCAAUGCGCUGUGACUUCGCUCUUUCUUUAAAUCAGAUUCCGUGACUGCAGAGGCCUUCAGUACCUGCUCACAACCCAGCUGGAUGAAGUGAAGAAGUUCCAGAAGACUGUAAGAGAAGCAGUGAAAAAUUUAGAAGGCCCUCCCUCUAAGCAGGUCAUUGAGGCUGCCACUAUCUGCCACUUGCGACCUGUGAGGCUUCCACUUAACAAUUGUGUCUUUUGUAAAGCUGACGAGUUGUUCACAGAAUAUGAGUCAAAGCUCUUUUCUCACACUGUUAAAGGCCAGAUGGCUAUAUUUGAAGAGAUGAUAGAAGAUGAAGAAGGUCUCGUUGAUGACCGUCUACCGACCACAAGUCGAGGGCUGUGGGCAACCAGUGAAACGGAACGUGCCUUGAAAGCCGUUCUCUCCUUUGCCAAAGCGCACCGGAUGGACGCCAGGCUCACUGAGGAAGGCAGCCUCUUUCUGGAGCUCUUCGAGGCGUGGAAAAAGGAAUAUAAGUUGCUUCAUGAAUAUUGGAUGGUGCUGAGGGAUCAUGUGUCUGCUAUUGAUGAACUAGCAAUGGCUACAGAGCGGCUGAGAGUGCGUCAUCCUGAUGAGCCCAAACCAAACCCGCCACUUCUCCACAUUAUAGAACCACACGAGGUAGAGCAAAAUCGAGUGAAACUUUUGAAUGACAAGGCAGUUGCCAAAUCGCAGCUUCAGAAGAAAUUAGGACAACUUCUGUAUCUCACUAAUUUGGAGAAGUCUCAAGAUAAAACUACUGGAGGAGUUAAUCCAGAACCAUGCCCAAUCUGUGCACGUCAACUGGGAAAACAGUGGGCAGUGCUGACAUGCGGACACUGCUUCUGUAACGAGUGCAUAGCCAUCAUCAUCGAGCAGUACAGCGUGGGCACCCGCCGCAGCUCCAUUAAAUGUGCCAUCUGCAGGCAGACGACGUCGCAUAAAGAAAUAUCCUAUGUCUUUACUGCAGAAACUGCAAAUCAGGAGGAUGAUAUUCCUGUCAAGGGAAGUCAUUCCACCAAAGUAGAAGCUGUGGUCCGAACACUGAAGAGAAUUCAAUUUAAAGAUCCAGGAGCUAAAUCCUUAGUUUUCUCAACGUGGCAAGAUGUAUUGGACAUAAUUUCAAAAGCAUUGUAUGACAACAACAUGGUUUUUUCUCAAAUCAAUGGAAUUAAUAAAUUUCAGGAAAAUCUGUCUGCAUUUAAAUAUGAUCCCAAGAUCAAUAUUUUGCUGCUGCCCCUUCACACUGGUUCCAAUGGAUUAAACAUAAUUGAAGCAACUCACGUUCUGCUUGUGGAGCCCAUUCUGAAUCCUGCACACGAGCUUCAGGCUAUUGGCAGAGUUCAUCGUAUUGGCCAAACGAAGCCUACCAUUGUUCACCGGUUCCUGAUAAAAGCAACAAUAGAAGAGAAAAUGCAGACUAUGCUGAAAACUGUAGACAGAAGCCACACGAGCUCCUCCAUGAAACAGUCAGAAGCCUCAGUUCUGACGGUGGCAGAUCUGGCUGACCUUUUUACAGAUGAAGUGGAAGAACUUGAAUAAAAACACUGGUUAUGCCUAGUGAAAUUGGAGGCUACCUGA
Molecule: messenger RNA, 5145 nt
Organism: Tinamus guttatus (white-throated tinamou)
Lineage: Eukaryota; Metazoa; Chordata; Aves; Tinamiformes; Tinamidae
Source: RefSeq, a predicted model, not a curated record